Messenger RNA from Yamadazyma jaroonii, 1836 nucleotides. The record is from the annotation of a GenBank genome assembly. NCBI's taxonomy places the organism in Eukaryota, Fungi, Ascomycota, Pichiomycetes, Serinales, Debaryomycetaceae.
AUGCUUAGACUUAUUAGAUUACCUAAAAGAUUACCUAUUAGACCAGUAUUGAGGUCUGUUAGGUAUAUCAGUGCUCAACCUAGUGAACAUGAAACUAAGAUUUCAGAUACUUCAGAUCCAAAUAGAAGUAAAUUCUUCCAAUAUUCUUGGGGUACUUGGUUGAAAAAUGACAAAAUCGAAAAGGCUAAAAGACAAACCAAAUUCUCUAUUGAAGGAUCAACUACUUUGAUUAAGGAAUUACAAAAUCAAUUCUCCACCAGUGAAAACUCAGAUGAUAAAAAAUUCAUCUUGAAAAAACCAACAACCUUAAAUGAUGGUUCAAUCUUAUUAUCUAAUAAUUUGGAUUUGAUUGGUGAAGGGGAAUUAAGAGUUAAAACUAUUUCAAGUAUUCACGAAGGUAAACAUCAUAGAGUUUAUAAAUUGACUUUAUCCAAUGAUAAAGAAUUAGUGUUAAGAAUUCCUUAUAAAUUAGAAAGUGAUUAUGGUAUUAGUAAUAAAAUCAAAAGUGAAGUUGCAACAUUAGAUUUCCUUAGAUUGAAAUUAGAUUUGAACGUUCCAAGAGUAUUAAGUUAUGGAACUGAUAAGUCAAAUGCCUUACAAUCUCCAUAUAUCUUAAUGGAAUUCAUUCCUGGGGAUUUAUUGAUGAAACAAUGGGAACCUUUGAUUCCUGAUGAAAUGCCAGAGUCUAAAGAAAAAUUAUUAGAUGUCAUUAAACCAAUUUCACAAUUUCAAUCCAAAGUUAAUUCUAUCACUUUCAAUAAGUUUGGUUCUUUAUAUUUCACUGAUGAUGUUGAAGGAAGCUUACAAAUCGAUUUACCUUAUGAAGGUGAGACUGAUGAAAUUUUACAGAAUAGAUGGAGAAUUGGUCCUUCAGUAGAGAAAUGUUUCUUAAAGAAUAAAAACAAAUUGACCGAUCAACAAGUCAAUAAAUUCAAUGGUCCAUGGUCAAAAGAUCAACCAGAACAAUUAAUUGUUGAUGUUGCUAAUAUUGAAUUAGAAAACUUGAGAACCAGAUUAGGACGUAAAUCUACUGAUUCGAGUCAUAAAGUUGAAAAUGAAUAUUUAUUAAAAGAAGCCAUUGAAACUUUUGAAAAUUUAAAAAUCAUGGCUCCUUUACUAAUCAAUAAAUCAAGUGAAAACAUUCCAAAUGUUGGAGAAUUAUUCAAACCAAGAUUAUAUUUACCAGACUUAGAUCCUUUAAAUGUUAUCACUUCAAACCAUAACAAAAAUUUCUUCUUAGAUUUCGAAUAUUCAACUAUUAAACCAUUCAUUUUCACUUCAUAUCCUCAAUUCAUUAAUUAUUCAGGAUUUAAAAUCUAUGAUUUAGAACAAGACGUUGAGAAUUAUAAUGAAUUAGAUGAUGUGGAAAAGGAACAAUACAAAUAUAUGUAUUACAGAACUAGAGAUGAAAGAUUAUGGGAAAUUGAAUUAAACAAUAACAAUCAUGAAUUAAUUGCCAUUGCUUCACCUCAUAUUAAGAUGUUGAAAUCUCCAUAUAUUCAAUCAUUAGACUACAAAAAUGAUAGAGAUUAUCUUUAUGUUGAAGGAUCUAUUAUUCAAAUCAGAGGUGUUUGGGAAGCUUACGUUACCAAUAAAUUAAGUAAUUCAGAAGAUAUUGAAUUCCCAAUCAAAUAUUCAGAUGAUUUCUUGAUGGAAUUUCAAUCAAAGAUUCAAGAAUAUCAAGCAGAAAUUUCUUCAGCUCCUUUUGCUGCCACUGAUGGUUGGGUACCUCAAGAUAUGUUUGAUCAAUUGAAUGAACAAGGUCUUAUCAUUGAAGAUAAAGAUGGAUACGUUUUCAAUACCGAAAAGAUUCUUGAAGAUGGCCCAAAGAACUAA